UGUCAAGCUGCGGUCAAAAUAUUGCAACAUGCUUGAGGAAUUUUCCAAAUAAAAUCCGAAAACAUGUCGAAACUACGUCAAAUAUUGAAUUUAUCAUACUGCCGGUACUACAGCGUGCAGCAAGCAAAGAAGAAACUCCCAAUAAUAUCGUGUAAGCGACCAGAGUUUAACCAUUACGAGGGCCAAAGCUACAGUAAGUUUGAGGGCAUAAAACUCGCUUCAAAAGGCUGGUUGCACGCUAAGUCCAAGAACGAUUACUUCAUAAUUUAUGGAAAUGCCAAUAAAAAGGCAGAUAAGGAAGUUUACAAGAAAAGUUUUGAAGAAAUUGGUGUUUGUAAUGAGUUGAUAGAGGUUAUGUCUCAUCAGGGGUACACUAUGCCUACUGAGAUUCAAACGAAGGCAAUACCUUCAAUUUUGAAAGGGAAUAACACUGUGGUGACCGCUGAGACUGGUUGUGGGAAGACUUUGGCAUAUUUACUGCCGAUUUUUCAGCAUAUUUUGGAAUGGAAACCAAGUCUUGAGGAGGAAUUCAACAGUCCUUUAGCUGUUGUUAUUACGCCUAGCAGAGAAUUAGCUGAACAAAUAAGUGAUGUAGCAGAAAAUAUAGCUCAGUAUCUAAACUUAAAUGUAACUACCCUGGUUGGUGGUCGAACGAAACGAAAAAUGUUGAACCCUCCAAUAGAAUAUUGCGACAUGCUAGUAACAACACUCGGAGCUUACAGUAAACUGGUUACAACUGGUAUAUAUAAGAUUAACAAUGUACAUCAUGUGGUACUGGACGAAGCAGACACAUUGCUUGAUGACAGUUUUAUUGAUAAGCUGUCUUUUUUGCUGAGGAAAUUUGGAAUCCAAAUUAAGGUUGAAAUGCAGGUGCCACCGAAAGGCUGUCAGUUAACAUUAGUUAGUGCCACAAUGCCACACGAGUUGCCGGAGUCUGUUAGUUCGUUCGUAGCUCCCGAUUCACUGAAGACUGUCACCACGAGUAACCUUCACAAGGUCAUGCCCCAUGUGCCUCAAAAAUUCAUCCGACUCGGCAAAGCCCAGAAACCUUUAGAACUAUUAAAGCUCGUCCAAGCUGAUAUGAACCAGAACCGACCAGUGAUGAUCUUCUCCAAUAAGACAACCACCUGCGACUUCGUAUCGAUGUUUCUUAACGAAAAUAACAUUGAAUGCAUCAAUAUCAAUGGACAAAUGCCUGUGGACUUGAAAAUGGGAAAAUUCGACAUGUACCGAAGUGGGAAAGUUAAUGUUUUAUCAUGUACGGACAUUGCGUCGCGAGGAUUGGAUACCAUCAGGACCCAGCACAUAAUAAACUACGAUUUUCCCCUCUACACGGCUGAUUACAUCCACCGUUGUGGUCGCACAGGCCGCAUAGGGUCCCCUGCCGACUGCAAUGUCACCAAUUUUGUCGCCUGGCCGCGAGAGAUACAACUGGUACAGAGGAUAGAGGCCGCUGUUCGCAAGCAUGAACCACUACCAUCAGUCAAUGCCAAUAUUAGAAGGAUGAUUGAGGAUAGAGUGUCGAAGAUGGUCGGAUAAAUUAUGAGUUAUAAAUAGUGUUUACAGCAAUUACCAAUAGAAAUAAAUGUCUAUUACAAAAUAA
Messenger RNA from Pectinophora gossypiella (pink bollworm), 1603 nucleotides. RefSeq names its product probable ATP-dependent RNA helicase DDX28 (gene Dbp21E2). The transcript is spliced from 5 exons. The record is from RefSeq and is a predicted model, not a curated record. Gene Ontology annotation, molecular function: RNA helicase activity; nucleic acid binding; ATP binding. Bases 64 to 1539 code for a protein of 491 amino acids. Lineage: Eukaryota; Metazoa; Arthropoda; Insecta; Lepidoptera; Gelechiidae.